GAGAAAUAGGUCCAGUAAAACCACCACAAGGGUCUUUCCUGUCCUAAUUCUUCCAUGGUGGAGCGUGUGCUUGCAUGUUCAGGGGGGUAAACUCAGUUCUCCUCCACAGAUCCGUCCUCUGCACUGCAGUCAGCGCCACUUACACAUUUGGCGUAGGAAGGUCACGUUACGAAGCGGGUCGGCUCUAGCUUCUGCUGGAAAGAGGAGGACUGCGCAAAAACCACGGCCCGGAUUUGAGCCUGCCUGACGUCAUGUGGAGCCACAGACCUCUCCUGACAGGAACCAGCAGCGAAAAGCACCGGCGGUUUAUGAGCCACAUCUAAAGGGGGGGCCGAGAGAUGUCGACGAGCAGGUCUCUGUUUUGUGUCCGAGUGCAGUGAGGGAAACGAGGGACGGUGCGGAUCCCAGCUUUGCGCAUCAUAUGAGCGCGCUCAGCCGAUAUUAAAGGGACUACAGCGGCUGCUUUCUGCCUCAGAACGAGCUGCAACGUUCACCCGGGACUCGCAGGGAUAAGCAGCCAGAGAACAACCACUAAUCCCCGGGACGACGGGCACACUCACGGCUGGGGUUCGGACCCGACAGAACAUGGUCUGGGCAGCACGAACUGGAUUAAAUGACCGUGCGUAAAGCGAACAAAGCGAUCCCUUCUCACUGUUAUGCCAGUCAACCCGUGUAGUCUCUAUUUGACUGGAAAUGGGAGCUUUAACGAGCAGACAAAACAUAGGCGUGGAAGAAGUGGACAUUCCGUCCAAUUCGGUGUACCGCUAUCCACCGAAAUCCGGGAGUUACUUCGCCAGCCAUUUCAUCAUGGGGGGAGAGAAGUUUGACUCCACUCAUCCCGAGGGUUACCUGUUUGGGGAAAACACAGACCUUAACUUCCUGGGGACCAGACCUGUGGCGUUCCCGUACGCAGCCCCUCCACCUCAGGAACCAGUAAAGACGUUACGAAGCCUUAUAAACAUCCGCAAGGACACACUGCGGCUUGUACGGUGCAGCGAAGACCUGAAGCUGCCGGGUGACGAUGCGGCUGGCAAGAACAGAGCCUGUUAUAACAUAGAGUUCACCUUCGACGCUGACACGCAGGUGGCCAUAACCAUCUACUACCAGGCCAUAGAAGAGUUCCACAACGGAGUGCCAGUUUACCUGCCUCAGGACAGCUCUCUGCAGUCUGAGACGGUGCACUUCAAGAGAGGAGUGUGCCAGCAGUUCUGUCUGCCCUCACACACCGUUAACCUCAGCGAGUGGGCUGAUGAGGAGCUGCUGUUUGAUAUGGACAAAGAGAUUUUCCCCAUGGUGGUGCAGGCGGUUGUAGAUGAAGGGGAUGAACAUUUGGGUCACUCUCACAUCCUGCUGGCAACAUUUGAAAAGCACAUGGAUGGGAGCUACUGCGUGAAGCCUCUGAAGCAGAAACAAGUGGUGGAUGGAGUGAGUUAUCUCCUGCAAGAGAUCUAUGGGAUAGAGAACAAAUACAACAGCCAAGAAUCAAAGGUUGCCGACGAUGAGAUCAGUGACAACAGUGCCGAGUGUGUGGUGUGUUUAUCAGAUGUACGAGACACGCUCAUCCUGCCGUGCAGACACCUGUGUCUCUGCAACGCCUGCGCAGACACGCUGCGUUACCAGGCGAACUGCUGCCCUAUCUGCAGACUGCCGUUUCGAGCUCUGCUGCAGAUCCGAGCCAUGAGGAAGAAGCUCAGCCCUCUGACGCCAACCAGCUUUAACCCCGUCAUCACGUCACAGACCUCUGACUCAGAGGAGCACUCAGCGUCAGAGCACAUCCCUCCAGGCUACGAGGCCGUGUCUCUUCUGGAGGCGCUGAACGGACCCCUCAGCACCUCCUCCGUGGUUCCUCCUCCUCUCCACUCUGGCCCCAGCCACGUCACCGGAGCUCUGCCCCCGUACAGCAGUGAGCCUCACCCGGCACCCGCCAGAUCCCUCUCUCCUCUCGACCACUCCAACUCCAGUCAGGGACUCAAACUCAAGAAGAGUGGUUCAAAGUCGCUUUCCCAGAAUUCCUCUGUGCUUCCUGAGGAGGAGGAUGAGAAGUCUUGCAGUGAAUCAGAGGCCUGCCGACACAAACUGGCCGUGGACCAGCAGGAGAACGGAGUGACUCCAGACAGCGAGAACCUGACUCUCUCCUCGUCCGGAGCCAUCGACCAUUCCUCCUGCACUGGGACCCCGCUCUCUUCCACCAUCACCUCCCCUGAAGACCCCGUGAGCAGCAGCCUGGUCCAGUCAGUGAUGUCGAUGGCCUCGUCCCACUCGCAGCACUCCCACAUCAGCAUUGACACCAUGUCCUCCAUGUCAGGGUCCUACCUGGCCGGGGCGGAGGGCGAACCCGGGGUGGACGAUGGGGGAGACGUGGAAGCCGAGGAGAACCAGGACGCCCCCAUGGAGAGCCGAGGACCGUCGCAGCAGGACGGGGAGUUUUCCCGGGAGCCGAAGGAACAAAACUACUCCCUAGCCGUAGAGGAGCAGGACUCAGAGGGAAAUGAUGUCACCGAGGAGGACUGCUCCUCUCCAUCAAAUGGGAAAGGUGGGCGGAGCAGGUGUCCAGAGUUGGCCAAUAACAAUCAGGGCGUCGCCCUCUGUGACACGCCCUCUUUGGGGUUGGAUAAUGAGCAGGCUUCCGACAGCCGAUUCGCCGGUCUGAUGUACCUCGGGGGCUACAGGCCUGUUUUGGAGCCCCGCCCCCACCACACCUCCACCAGCAACAUCAACCUGGAGGAGCAGGGGACGGAGAACCUGGACGGCCAGAGUCCUAAACAUCCCCGCCGCGGACCACUCAUUGUGUAACACACUAAAACAAGCCUUCACAAACACACACACACAUGCAAACACACACACACACACACACACACACACACACACACACACACACACAGGCGUAUACGUCCAGAGUCAGCGCUUCUUACCCUGCCAUAGUGCUGCAUUGCUGGAUACUCUCCUCACUGAACAGGGAAACACCUCCCCUCAACCCAAACCGUAAACCCGCCCCCUCCUCCAUCAGUGUGAACAUUUCCUGGACUGAUUGUCGUCACUGGCGCUAAAACUCCUCUCGUUUGGAAAGAGGAAAGAGGAUCAGAAAGACUUCCCCCAUCUGUCGUCCGUGCACUUUUAACUCACAGGAGUUUGAUUUUGUCUGUGACUUCACUUGUUGCUGCGUUAUUAUUUAUUACCUGUAGGUCUGAUAAACGAGAGCUUUGUAUUAUGACACUAUCUCCAGAAAAAAAACAUUCUGCUCCUCUCCUCCCCGUUCCUCUUCUCUAUUACCAGCCAAAACAGUCAGGGGCUACUGUGAUCGGCAAUCGGAUUUAUUACCAAUGUGUUUCUUCUUCUCUGUUGUAAACUGUUGAACGAGAGGUCGGAAGAAAAAAAAAACGCGGUGACUCCUCCCCUCGGAUCAGGGAGCUCCCGUCUCGACUUCGCAUGCAGCUUUUUUGGACUCUUGUGCUGAUGUUUCUCCUCUCAUGCCCGCCACGAUCUCCACACACCUCUGCUGAAUGUGAACACUGGAGAGGUCAGACCUUGUAAGGUGGCGGAUGAGCCAAGAAAUGGCGGCCAAAAACAUGAACAGAAAUGGACUGAAAACUAAAACAUUACAGAAUGUAGGACAAUGAAGAAGGGGAAUGUACGUGACAUCUAAAUCGUCACCCUAACUGGAUUAAAACAUGAACUUUUAACCUUAAACUGGUUCUCUAAUCUCACACACAGACACACACGCUCAUCCCACCUUCCUCUCCUUCUGCAGCUCCAUCUUAGCAUGUCAGUAUUAUCGUAGUGCAACUGGAAAACAACAACUAUCGCCAAGCAAUAAAGAUGACAAAGCUGCAUCUCCCCUUUUCUCCUGCAGGAGGACGCUCACUCUCAGUUCAAACAAAAACUGCGUUUGCACUGACCUGUUAAAGUCAAAUCCAGACAUUUCAGUGUGUGUCAUUGUUUUUUAUUCUAUUUUGCCAUUGUAAAGGGAUUCAUUGUGAGACAAACAUCACACAGUGAAAUGUGAGUUAAAGCCAACACUGCAGUAAGCUGGCAUUUUUUUCAUCCGUCGUAUUCCCUUGAUAUUACCAUCCCGACGAGCCGUCUUCUCCUCCUUUGUGAAGCUUUCAGUUGUUUUGGUUUUGUAUGACUUUAAUGUAUUGCUCACCUCUCAUUGAUGCUCUCAGUUUUUGUGUUUUAUUUGUUGCAAAACACUGUGUCGUUUAUUAGAAUGUGGAUGAAAAUAUGUGAAAAAUUUGUAAAAGUUUACCCACUUUUUUUGCGCACACGCGCGCUCACAUAACAAAUAACUCAAAGGGACGAUAACAACGUUUAAUGCACUAUUUUGCUGUUUCCUAGACGACACUUUGCGGUGCAUGAGGCGAUAAGUAGAGUAAGCAUGUUAGUCUAGGUCAGCCUACACCCUCCUGUAGAGUACUUGAUGAUGGAUCACUGCACACACAUAAAAACACACCAUAUCCCUCUGCAGUGUUAUAUAUCAGUUGCUGGCUCAAUAUUGCCUUGGCCUGAACUGUUGAGGUCAAGAGUUCUGCACUACUAUAUCCAAGCUGCAAACAGUCAUGUGAUCACAGUCCGAAUGUGUAGACAAAGCCAACAGUCUCAGUAUGAUAUCAAAGGAAUGGGUCCGAUCCCACUUUUCUAGAAUUAAGAGUGAAAAUGUCACAGAAAACAUCGAACGGACAAUAAAGUUUUUGCAUCGAAACAGUG
This is a messenger RNA of Notolabrus celidotus (New Zealand spotty), 4704 nucleotides long. It is a transcript of the gene rnf157, whose product is annotated as ring finger protein 157. Bases 694 to 2793 code for a protein of 699 amino acids. Gene Ontology annotation, molecular function: ubiquitin protein ligase activity. Gene Ontology annotation, biological process: protein ubiquitination. Gene Ontology annotation, cellular component: cytoplasm. The record is from RefSeq and is a predicted model, not a curated record. NCBI's taxonomy places the organism in Eukaryota, Metazoa, Chordata, Actinopteri, Labriformes, Labridae. The transcript has 19 exons.